AACUUCUGAUACAUCUCCCUUCACAGUUGCUGUUCCUGGUCGUUGAUUUCACCAACUCGGCUCCUAUCCAAUACAAUAUUGUAGUUCAUUAUUAUCCGAAAGAUUAAUUAGUAAGAAAAGCUAUGACGUUUUUCCUUAGUUUUUCAUCAAAUGGUCAAGGUUAAACAACUUGGGUUGCAUAAUGAUAUUGGCUUGAUCGAUCCCUCAGAAGGCUCCACCUGCAAAAUUGGAAUGACAUCCUCAACCUGUUUCCUUCUUUUAUUCCUUCUGCUCCUUUCAUCCUCCACAAGUGGUGUUCAACAUCAUGAAGAGGGUUUCAUCUCUAUCACCAUAUCUGAUAAGGGUCUCGAUUUUGCCAAGGAUAUUCUGAUAGACCAAGCUGUUGACUCUAUUACUCUGUCUCAAUUGCCAGAUAUUGAGGAGACUGUUCAAGUCCCUCUUGUUGGAAAAGCCAGAGUUGUUCUUUCUGAAAUCACUAUCAAUGAUAUCCAAGUAAAUUCUUCAUCUGUUAAUACAGGAGAAACAGGCAUUGCUGUUGUUGUUUCAGGUGCCACAGCUAACUUGAGUUUGAAGUGGAGGUACUCUGCCAGCAGUUGGUUAGUCCCAAUUGGAAUUUCUGAUAGUGGAACUGCAACUGCAAAGGUUAAUGAUUUGCAAGUUGGACUUACUGUGAAUUUAACGAAUCAAGAAGGAACUCUUAAGCUGCUUCUCCUGGAUUCUGGAUGCCAUGUUAGAGAUUUAUCCAUAAAGUUACAUGGUGGAGCAGCUUGGCUUUACCAAGUGCUAGUAGAUGCUUUUGCAGGAAGUAUAGCAUCUGGAGUUGAAGAGGCAGUUUCUGAUCAAAUAAAUGAGGGGAUAUCAACUCUUGAUGUUUUGUUACAAUCUCUUCCAAAGACUUACCCAAUAGACGAAACAGCUGCUCUAAAUGUUUCUUUCGUGAACAAUCCUGAGCUAAGUGAUUCUGCUAUUGAAUUAGAAAUUAGUGGUUUAUUCAUAGGAAGGAAUGAAAUUUUGUCACCUCAAGGUUACCACAGAGGUUCAGACGUUUCUGUUUCCCGUGCCAACCCUUCGCCAAAGAUGAUAACAAUUUCAUUACAUGAAAAUGUUUUCAAAUCCGGUUCCUUGGUUUACUUCACUGCAGAUACUUUGAAAUGGACUGUUGAUGAACUGCCUGAUCAGAACCUUCUGAACACUGCUGAAUGGAGAUUCAUUAUUCCUCAGUUAUACAAGCAAUAUCCAAACGAUGACAUGAAUCUUGAUGUCUUUGUGUCUUCUCCACCGGAUAUACAAGUGACAAACAAAGAUGUUGUUGUCCAAAUUUCCAUAGAUAUAAUACUUAAUGUUCUGGAAGCUGGUGAAGUCGUACCUGUUGCAUGCAUCUCGGUGGAUUUUAGUGCAUCUUGUGCUGCGGAGAUCAUAGGAAACAAUCUUGCUGGUUGGCUUAAAUUGAAAAAGUUUUCGACAUACUUGAAAUGGAGUAAAAUAGGGAAACUGCACGUGAAUCUGNAGAAUAUUAUUCACUCUUUAUCUUGGAGUACUUUGUAUACACACUGGCCGAGUAAAGUGUUACCGAAUUACAAAUUGUUAGGGUUGACUUCUAGCCAUUUUAAAAUUUAUAUUAACCAUGGUUUCUAAUUGGUUGACUGUGUAAAAUUAAACUCUUUUCCUUUUUUUCUGGAGUUGCACCAAUUUGUUUCACGGCUUAUAAUUUGCUUUAUAGCAUUGUGCUCUAACUAAGAAAGUUUGAUCUUGAACUAACCUGAAGUUGGUUAUUCUGAUGAGAAUCGGUUCGGCUGGCUGUGGUUAUGGCUGAAAUUUCAUUCACAAGACAUGUGUUUCAGUGUCUGAUAGCCUAAAACCUUUGUCAGUGAUGCACUUUUUUCGCAAAUAAUUUUGUUUGUACUGCUUAAUCUGUUAUAUUCCUCAUUCUGUUGUGCUGUGCUAUGUUGGAAGGUUAAUGAUUUGCAAGUUGGACUUACUGUGAAUUUAACGAAUCAAGAAGGAACUCUUAAGCUGCUUCUCCUGGAUUCUGGAUGCCAUGUUAGAGAUUUAUCCAUAAAGUUACAUGGUGGAGCAGCUUGGCUUUACCAAGUGCUAGUAGAUGCUUUUGCAGGAAGUAUAGCAUCUGGAGUUGAAGAGGCAGUUUCUGAUCAAAUAAAUGAGGGGAUAUCAACUCUUGAUGUUUUGUUACAAUCUCUUCCAAAGACUUACCCAAUAGACGAAACAGCUGCUCUAAAUGUUUCUUUCGUGAACAAUCCUGAGCUAAGUGAUUCUGCUAUUGAAUUAGAAAUUAGUGGUUUAUUCAUAGGAAGGAAUGAAAUUUUGUCACCUCAAGGUUACCACAGAGGUUCAGACGUUUCUGUUUCCCGU
Messenger RNA from Vigna umbellata (rice bean), 2370 nucleotides. Lineage: Eukaryota; Viridiplantae; Streptophyta; Magnoliopsida; Fabales; Fabaceae. The record is from RefSeq and is a predicted model, not a curated record.